Messenger RNA from Pteropus alecto (black flying fox), 2368 nucleotides. It is a transcript of the gene TCF19, whose product is annotated as transcription factor 19. The transcript has 3 exons. Gene Ontology annotation, biological process: regulation of gene expression. The coding region runs from base 976 to 1776 and encodes 266 amino acids. NCBI's taxonomy places the organism in Eukaryota, Metazoa, Chordata, Mammalia, Chiroptera, Pteropodidae. Gene Ontology annotation, molecular function: protein binding. The record is from RefSeq and is a predicted model, not a curated record. Gene Ontology annotation, cellular component: nucleus.
UGGUCCGACUUCUUAGCUGUCAAAUAACCACGGGAGCAUCAGGCCAGGCCCAUCCCGAGGGGUCCCGGGACGCCGCACAGGCUGGCACUACCGCGAGAGGAGACCACUCCGAGACUGCACCGCGCGGUAGAUCUGAAACUGGGCUGGGGCGGGGAGGGAAAAGGCUAGGUUUGCAGGAUCUAGGGGAGGUCUUUUUUUCUGGUUUUAUCCCCCCCAGAGAAGCUGGAAUUUAGAUCUGCUUUGUUGGAGAACUCAGGGGGGCCUGUUUGCACUGCCUUUUUGGAGGGUGACAGUGGAGUCACUUCCCACUGGGGUUCAAGCUAACUACGAGCGAGGGACUGGCCAGAAGAGCAAGGCGCGGAAGAGCAGGAGGUCUGCCUACUCUAUGUGGAUAAGCAGGUCUGACAGGAAGAAGCUUCUUUUUUUCCAAAUUAUAUUGAGGUGUGACAAGUUAGUAUUGCACAAAAGUAAGACCCCCCCCCCAAUACACACAGCUACAGUUUGCACUUCUCCAGAAGCUGCCUAAUGUAUAUUGCCUUGCACAUACUGAAGGAUCCCUGAGUAUUUUGCAGACUGAGGAUCCAUUUCAUCUAAGAUUCCAUAGGCCAUGUUCGUUUUUGCACUGUACUGUGAUCUUCCCAGAAUUUUUCAGUUCAAAGCUGCUUGAUGGCCAGUUUUGCCUCGCAUGCCUAGGAUCCUUGCACUCUGAAUUUACACGGCUCAGGAAGUGUGCUCGAAGUCAAAAUUGCACAAAGCAUAGCUCAAGUUUGCAUCAGACGAAAAGAGAACUUAAGCCACGGUGCUUGGCUCAGGAGUGGGAAAGGUGAUGGAUUCCUGAAGUGGAAGAGGUGGUGCAGAGGGGUCAGUGCCCAUGCUGCCCUGCUCUCAGCUGCUGUGCACAGGAUGCAGCAGGGGCGGUGACCUCUACACAGUCCAUCUCCCAAGUGGGGCUGGCUAUAUCUAUCCUUGGGCCUCAUGGCUGACCUAUGUGAUGUGGCCCCGUGGCCCCAACAGGAGCCUGGCCUAAUCUCUGGAGUCCACGCAGAGCUUCACCUUGAGCUCCGGGGUGAUGACUGGAGGGUAAGCCUGGAGGACCAUAGCAACCAAGGUACUUUGGUCAAUAAUGUUCGACUCCCAAGGGGUCACAGGCUGGAGUUGAGUGAUGGUGACCUUCUGACCUUUGGCCCUGAAGGGCCCCCAGGAAGCAGCCCCUCAGAGUUUUACUUCAUGUUUCAGCAAGUCCAUGUCAAACCUCAAGAUUUUGCUGCCAUUACCAUCCCACGGUCUAGGGAUGAAGAGGGAACCAGGGCUGGUUUCUGGCCCAUGCUGCCCCCCAAGGGGGCUCCACAGCGCCCCCUCAGCACCCUGUCCCCUGCUCCAAAAGCCACGUUGAUCCUCAACUCCAUUGGCAGCCUCAGCAAGCUCCAGCCUCAGCCUCUCACCUUCUCCCGGACUAGGGGUGGGCCACAGAGCCUGCCUGCUCCCACUCCCCCUGAGGAGGUAGACACCACGCCUUCUGCCCCACCCCCAAGAAAUAGGAGGAAAUCGGCUCACCGAGUGUUGGCAGAAUUGGAUGAUGAGAGAGAGGCUCCUGAGAGCUCACCAGUCCAGAGAGAGCCCAGGAAGAAACUCCGUGUAGAGAAAACCCCACUGACACCUCGUGGAAACCAUCAUGGGCAUCCUCUGAAGUACACAGUGAGCAACCCCCGUGCAGUUGGGGGCAGGGAGCCCUGUGCAGCCUCUUGUUGCUGCCUUCCCCAAGAAGAGACAGCGUGAUGGUUGUAACGUCUGGUUCCAUGUGGCCUGUGUUGUCUGCAGCAUCCAGGCUGCUAGGGAGGCUGACUUCCAGUGUGCAAGGUGUCAUGUGGGCAUCCAGACCUAAGGCCCUCCACCAAGGGAUGAGUGGCACCUCCAAGCUAUGAGUGGACACAGUGGAAUGCCAGUGAGCCCUAAGAAAUAACCCCCUUGCCUGCUCAGGAGGGAAUGACUACAGUCCAUUGCUAUGGAUUCAGGUCCUCAUGGCCAAGGUAACAGAAGAGAUGGUUUCCUGCUAAAGAUAAUGCUGCCUUCAGGAAGUUGCCAAUGAACUGAAAAUUCCCACUGUUAGCUGUUAAGGACACUAGAAUGUCUGUGAUGAGAGCACUCAUCAAUUGCAGAGACCAUGCCUGGGAAGAUGUAAGCUCCGGACCUGAACGAGUGAGUUCUUGAGAUUCUUGGAUGGUAUCACCUAAGGCAUUCUUGGGCAAACCUAGAGCACAGUCCCCAGACUUCCUUACAUUGUGGAUAGUCCCACCACUGACCAUAUUUGUAUCAUGGCUUUUCAGAGGUUCGCUUUCAUUUUCAAAUAAAGUACAAGCAGCUUCAUUCA